Lactuca virosa is the source of this 1946-nucleotide messenger RNA. NCBI's taxonomy places the organism in Eukaryota, Viridiplantae, Streptophyta, Magnoliopsida, Asterales, Asteraceae. The record is from the annotation of a GenBank genome assembly.
AUGUUACUAAUAGAGCCGAAUAAUCUCUCUGUUACGUUGUUCAAAUUCGUCGAUCUAUGCUAUCGUUUUGGUGAAGGGCUUCUGAUAUUGGUCGUUAGUUUGAUGGAAGGGCCUGAUCAAUUGGCUACAAUGGGGGCUGAUUUAGGAUCAUUGGUUGGAAAGAUGAAUACUACUACACUUAGCACCUCAGAGUACGCUUCCAUUGUUAAUAUGAAUCUGUUUGUUGCUCUUCUUUGUGCUUGUAUCGUGAUUGGCCAUCUUUUGGAGGAGAGCCGGUGGAUGAAUGAAUCUAUCACCGCCCUGUUCAUCGGUCUAUGCACUGGUGCUAUUAUUUUGUUAAGUACUGGAGGAACAAAUUCACAUCUGUUUGUCUUUAGUGAAGACCUUUUCUUCAUUUACCUUCUUCCACCGAUCAUCUUCAAUGCAGGGUUCCAGGUAAAGAAGAAACAGUUUUUCCGCAAUUUCAUGACCAUUGUGCUAUUUGGUGCUAUUGGCACUGUAAUAUCCUUCACCAUCAUCUCAUAUGGGGCUAUAAACAUUUUCAAAAGAAUGAAUGUUGGCUCUCUUGACCUAGGAGAUUUUCUUGCCUUAGGUGCAAUCUUUUCUGCAACAGAUUCUGUUUGCACUUUGCAGGUGCUGAAUCAAGAUGAGACCCCUUUAUUGUACAGUUUGGUGUUUGGGGAAGGGGUAGUGAAUGAUGCCACAUCAGUAGUGAUCUUUAAUGCAGUCCAAAACUUUGAUCUAAGUAGGAUCACAACAAGUGAUGCAUUUCAGUUAGUAGGAAAUUUCUUCUAUUUAUUUGUCACAAGCACAGUCUUAGGAGCUGGUGCUGGGCUGCUAAGUGCAUAUAUUAUAAAAAAAUUAUACUUUGGAAGACAUUCAACGGAUCGAGAAGUUGCUAUCAUGAUUCUAAUGGCUUAUAUGUCAUAUAUGCUAGCUGAAUUAUUCUAUUUGAGUGGCAUUCUGACAGUAUUCUUCUGUGGAAUUGUAAUGUCCCAUUACACUUGGCAUAAUGUUACAGAAAAAUCGAGAGUCACUACCAAGCAUGCCUUUGCAACAUUGUCGUUUAUUUCAGAGCUUUUUAUCUUUCUUUAUGUUGGUAUGGAUGCUUUGGAUAUUGAAAAAUGGAACUUCGUACAAGACAGCCCUGGAAAAUCAAUCGGAGUGAGCUCAAUUUUACUGGGGUUAGUUUUGGUUGGAAGAGGAUGCUUGGUUUUCCCCUUAUCAUUUUUAGCCAACUUAGCAAAGAAGAAUGCACACGAGAAAAUUACUUUUAGGCAGCAAGUUUUGAUUUGGUGGGCUGGUCUUAUGAGAGGUGCUGUCUCCAUGGCCCUUGCUUAUAACCAGUUCACAAGGCUAGGUCACACACAGUUGCGUGGGAAUGCAAUCAUGAUAACAAGUACAAUCACUGUAGUCCUUUUCAGUACAGUGGUUUUUGGAUUGAUAACAAAGCCUCUAGUGAGGCUAUUGCUACCUCCAUCAAAAAAUAUGUCGCGAAUGGCUUCCUCAGAGCCAACGAGUCCAAAAUCGUUUGUGGUCCCGCUUUUAGGAAAUGAGCGGGACCCGGAAGCUGGAGGGGGUCAAGAAGCAACAUCGGUGCUCCAUCCAGCGAAUCUACGUGUGCUUCUUUCAACACCUUCUCAUACGGUUCAUUAUUAUUGGAGAAAGUUUGAUAAUGCUUUUAUGCGUCCUGUUUUUGGGGGUCGUGGUUUUGUCCCGUAUAUUCCGGGGACACCUACGGAACAAAGUGUUCAUAAUUUGAUCCCUGAAGGGGGGAAUAACUGAAAAAACAAAACGCCUUUUAAUUUUAUUUAUUUUUCGGAUAUUAUAUAUGGUGCUGGAUUUGUUGUUUUAUAGGGCAGACUUAAAGGAGGCAAUUAAACAGAUAGUCAAGUGAAGUGAGUGAUGGUUUGAUUCAAUUUUGGUUUUGUAAAUUAUGUUGUUGU